AAGCCUUACUGUGUGCAUCUCUGCGCAGUGCGGGUCUGCAGCUCGGGACACCCCCGCGUCGAGCUACCAUUGGUGCCACAGGCGCUGCGGCACGGCUCAGGGCUCUCCGCCCCCAAGCAUAAGAAGCCAGCAGGUGCCAGGGCCCCGACCGUGUUCCUGACCAUCGCUGAGCUGCAGCUCCGCCGUCAGCAGGGAGGUGAGAGGGGCUGGGGACGCAGGGCAGGUGCUUCGCUGUCGGAGCCGGCAAGCUGGUGCUGUGGGAGGGAGAGGCUCGGGGACUGCUGUGCUGGAGUAGCGCUCUGCCCUCACACAGGACAGCAUCGAGGAGCUGAAAUUAUCCUGGGUCCAGCGGAUGGGAAACAGGCAGUGCUGCUGGCUACUGGCUCAGCCUGGUGCAGGCAGGACGUAAGCACAUGAGUGGCUAUUAGGAUGCAUAAAUUAAAUACUUCAGAAACGUUUUCUGUUUGGAAACAGCCUUGCAGUUCAGACAUAACUGCUGCAGAGGGGAGGGCAUCUGCUGGACAGUCAGGCUGCAGGAUGACAUUCAGUGCCUUCUGCAUCAGGCCAGGCACUGAUGAAACAGGAGCCAGGCACCAGGGCAGAGGCUCAUUACUAAAUGAGUGUCAGACAAUUUUUUUUUGUUGUUGGAUGGUCGCUUGCUUUUUUCCCCCUAGUGUCAGUGCAUUCAACAGCUUUGGGUGCUUUUGCAUUUCUCCCCUUCAGAAUAUCUUGGGUUUGGCUGUUUCUGAAAUCUGCAGAAAACGCUGCAAUUAUUAAUAUUCCUGAGAAGGUCUCCAGAUGAAGCGCAGGAGGAAAGAAAAGAGAUGUCUUUAUUUUUUUCCCACUGGCACCCACCAAAACUGACUCCUGCCUGCAUCCCCCCCAACUGUUCAGCUGGAGAUGUAACUGCAGGCAAGAAAAGGCAGAGGCAAGGGCAUAUGUCAUGGAAGUAGAAAGCAAAGUGUUUCGGAAAUUCACCCCGUUGCCUGCUCCCAUUCCAAGCAAGCAGGGCAAAGCAAUGGGCUAAGCAGCAGGAACCAAAGAAUAGGUGAGGCGACAACAUGCAUGAUUAAAUAAAUGCAUUUUUCAUCAAGUAAGAAAAUGGCAUAAAGAAAUGGUUUACACCAUCCAGUUCCUGCUGCACUUUGAUUUGUGAGGAGGUCUGAGUCAUUUGACAGCAGGUUUCCCUCCUCUUCACACAAGGAGUGCCAGGUACUUGGGCUGAGAUGGAGCCAAACCAUAGCAAGACCUGGAAGAGAUGCUCCAGCUGCACAGCCUGGAACCGUGUGGCAACAGGGGAACCAGGAUGAAGCCCCAGUCCCGGGCACAGUCUAGUGCUUUAUGCUCCUGCAGCCCGUUUCUUGUAUGUGUAGAAUUUCCCAAAGGGCAUCAGCAACACAGGUUUAACAGAUAAUCCCAUCCCAUCUGACAGCUGUCUCUGCAUGUAUGGGAAAUGCAGGAACGUCUGCUGGAAGCUCCCAGGGCUUUGCCAUCUCUCUCCUCCUCAAUUUCUCUUCUGUGCUCUGCUCACAACAGAGACCCAAGGUGCCAAACUCACGUCGGUCCCAGGGGAUGUGCCCGCUCCGGGGAUGGACCAUUACAGGCACUGCUUGUGUUGUAGCUCUCCUUGACUCCAGGGCUCUCAGAGACAGAGCCAAGGUCUCUUGGGAUCUUUCUCCCUGAAGUGAGAGCAGCUAGGGGGGGGCUGUUCUGCAACAUUCUUGGAGUGCAGGGUCUGACACUGCUGACGUUGGGGGGCAGCCCAGGGCAGCACACUUGCACAGCAAAAGGCAUCACUGCAGCUUGACUAGGCUAAUGCACCCAUCGCCUCCCUCUGUCCUCAGGACUGCACCGUGACCAUGUCUGAGCUGGAGAAGGCCAUGAUCGCCGUCAUUGAUGCCUUCCACCAGUACUCAGGGAAAGAGGGAGACAAGCACAAGCUGAAGAAAUCGGAGCUGAAGGAGCUCAUUAACAAUGAGUUGACCCAUUUCCUUGGCGAGAUCAAAGACCAGGAGACUGUGGACAAAGUCAUGGAGGCGCUGGACAGCAAUGGGGAUGCAGAGUGUGACUUCCAGGAGUUUGUAGCCUUCAUCGCCAUGGUCACCGCUGCUUGCCAUGAGUUCUUUGAGCAUGAGUGAGCCAGUGGGAAGCAGCUGAGCACCUCCCACUCAAGCUGGAGAGAUGCAGAGCAGUACCACGUCUCCUGGGGAAAGACUGGGUAUGCUUAGGGGCUCCUUGGAGUUAAGCUUGUGCUAGUCUUAAGCAGC
Molecule: messenger RNA, 2267 nt
Organism: Cygnus atratus (black swan)
Lineage: Eukaryota; Metazoa; Chordata; Aves; Anseriformes; Anatidae
Gene: S100B
Product: S100 calcium binding protein B
Exons: 2
Coding region: 1860-2138 (92 amino acids)
Biological process (GO): positive regulation of canonical NF-kappaB signal transduction; positive regulation of cell population proliferation
Cellular component (GO): nucleus; cytoplasm
Molecular function (GO): S100 protein binding; zinc ion binding; RAGE receptor binding
Source: RefSeq, a predicted model, not a curated record